AUGAUGCAGCUCAAAACAAGCAUCCAGCAGGAUGGCACACUAGAGACAUUGCCUGUAGAAGUAUUUGGGCAAGGCGAAGUGAUUCUCAGGAUUGGAAAUGGCGGGGCGGGCGGAAUCGGGUUAAUUGAAGCCCUUGCAAACGAUUACCUGUCUCUCAGACACGCCCCCGGUUCUAUUGCUUGGGUUUGCAAUCAUUCUCGAAACACGCAACUCGCCCUUUUCAACGGGCACAUUGAUCUCGCCCUUACCUACGAGCGGGAACAAGAGGAGAUUUCCGUCCUGGAAGGCUGGGCGCAGAACGCAGGAUGCAUUUUCCACGACCAUUUCUGUCUGAUUGGCCCGGAACAUGACCCAGCGAACAUUCGAGAAGCGCGAUCUAUAGAAGAUGCAUUUGAGCGCAUCUUCUUGGCAGAAUUUUUGUUCCAUUCCAGAAGCGAUGGCUCAGCAACUAUGUGCAAGGAACGGGAAAUCUGGCGUCGGUGUCACCGGUCGCCCUGGAAUGCGAAGUCUACGUGGUAUAUCCAAACGAAGCAAUCAGAAUGGCGGCUGUAUCGGGUGCUUACAUUCUCAUUGACCGGUCCACAUUUCUCUACCAGGUUAAUCAGGGCAAGACUGGAAACUUGA
Messenger RNA from Penicillium longicatenatum, 624 nucleotides. RefSeq lists its product as uncharacterized. The transcript has 3 exons. NCBI's taxonomy places the organism in Eukaryota, Fungi, Ascomycota, Eurotiomycetes, Eurotiales, Aspergillaceae. The record is from RefSeq and is a predicted model, not a curated record. Bases 1 to 624 code for a protein of 207 amino acids.